Molecule: messenger RNA, 3071 nt
Organism: Piliocolobus tephrosceles (Ugandan red Colobus)
Lineage: Eukaryota; Metazoa; Chordata; Mammalia; Primates; Cercopithecidae
Gene: SLC2A12
Product: solute carrier family 2 member 12
Exons: 5
Coding region: 189-2054 (621 amino acids)
Biological process (GO): D-glucose transmembrane transport; circulatory system development
Cellular component (GO): membrane
Molecular function (GO): D-glucose transmembrane transporter activity
Source: RefSeq, a predicted model, not a curated record
GUGUCACCGAAAAGGGCAAAGCCUUCGGAAAUAGAAACAAAGUUGGUCACAAAUCACAUUAGCUUUGCCCGAAGUUUUUCCCCACACUCUUCUUUAGCAUGCUAUUAUGGGGAAAGUGACCACUCCUGGGAGCGGGGGUGGCCGGGGCUGUUCGGUGGCAGGGGAGCGGCUGUAACUUCUACGUGACCAUGGUACCUGUUGAAAACACGGAGGGCCCCAAUCUGCUGAACCAGAAGGGGACAGCCCUGGAGACGGAGGGCAGCUACCGAGCCAGCGGCAGCCGGCAUCCUCCCUGGGCGAGAGGUUGCGGCAUGUUUACCUUCCUGUCAUCUGUCACUGCCGCUGUCAGUGGCCUCCUGGUGGGUUAUGAACUUGGAAUCAUCUCUGGGGCUCUUCUUCAGAUCAAAACCUUAUUAACCCUGAGCUGCCAUGAGCAGGAAAUGGUUGUGAGCUCCCUCCUCAUUGGAGCCCUCCUCGCCUCACUCACCGGAGGGGUCCUGAUAGACAGGUAUGGAAGAAGGACCGCAAUCAUCUUGUCAUCCUGCCUGCUUGGACUCGGAAGCUUAGUCUUGAUCCUCAGUUUAUCCUACACGGUUCUUAUAGUGGGACGCAUUGCCAUAGGGGUCUCCAUCUCCCUCUCCUCCAUUGCCACUUGUGUUUACAUCGCAGAGAUUGCUCCUCAACACAGAAGAGGCCUUCUUGUGUCACUGAAUGAGCUGAUGAUUGUCAUCGGCAUUCUUUCUGCUUAUAUUUCAAAUUACGCAUUUGCCAAUGUUUUCCAUGGCUGGAAGUACAUGUUUGGUCUUGUGAUUCCCUUGGGAAUUUUGCAAGCAAUUGCAAUGUAUUUUCUUCCUCCAAGCCCUCGGUUUCUGGUGAUGAAAGGACAAGAGGGAGCUGCUAGCAAGGUUCUUGGAAGGUUAAGAGCACUCUCAGAUACAACUGAGGAACUCACUGUGAUCAAAUCAUCCUUGAAAGAUGAAUAUCAGUAUAGUUUUUGGGAUCUGUUUCGUUCAAAAGACAACAUGCGGACCCGAAUAAUGAUAGGACUAACACUGGUAUUUUUUGUACAAAUCACUGGCCAGCCAAACAUAUUGUUCUAUGCAUCAACUGUUUUGAAAUCAGUUGGAUUUCAAAGCAAUGAGGCAGCAAGCCUCGCCUCCACUGGGGUUGGAGUCGUCAAAGUCAUUAGCACCAUCCCCGCCACUCUUCUUGUAGACCAUGUCGGCAGCAAAACAUUCCUCUGCAUUGGCUCCUCUGUGAUGGCAGCUUCGUUGGUGACCAUGGGCAUCGUAAAUCUCAACAUCCACAUGAACUUCACCAAUAUCUGCAGAAGCCACAAUUCUAUCAACCAGUCCUUGGAUGAGUCUGUGAUUUAUGGACCAGGAAACCUAUCAGCUAGCAACAAUACUCUCAGAGACCACUUUAAAGGAAUUGCUUCCCAUAGCAGAAGCUCGCUCAUGCCCCUGAGAAAUGAUGUGGAUAAGAGAGGGGAGACGACCUCAGCAUCCUUGCUAAAUGCUGUAUUAAGCCACACUGAAUACCAGAUAGUCACAGACCCUGGGGACGUCCCAGCUUUUUUGAAAUGGCUGUCCUUAGCCAGCUUGCUUGUUUAUGUUGCUGCUUUUUCAAUUGGUCUAGGACCAAUGCCCUGGCUGGUGCUCAGCGAGAUCUUUCCUGGUGGGAUCAGAGGACGAGCCAUGGCUUUAACUUCUAGCAUGAACUGGGGCAUCAAUCUUCUCAUCUCGCUGACAUUUUUGACUGUAACCGAUCUUAUUGGCCUGCCAUGGGUUUGCUUUAUAUAUACAAUCAUGAGUCUAGCAUCCCUGCUUUUUGUUGUUAUGUUUAUACCUGAGACAAAGGGGUGCUCUUUGGAACAAAUAUCAAUGGAGCUAGCAAAAGUGAACUAUGUGAAAAACAACAUUUGUUUUAUGAGUCAUCACCAAGAAGAAUUAGUGCCAAGACAGCCUCAAAAAAGAAAACCCCAGGAGCAGCUCUUGGAGUGUAGCAAGCUGUGUGGUAGGGGCCAAUCCAGGCAGCUUUCUCCAGAGAACUAAUGGUCUCAACACCUUCUGAACGUGGACAGUGCCAGAACACUUAGGAGGGUGUCUUUGGACCAGUGUAUAGUUGCGACUCCUGUGCUUUCUUUUCAGUGUCAUGGAACUGGUUUUGAAGAAACACUGAAAUGGUAAAGACAGCCUUUAAUCCCCUCUUCCCCAAAAGGAACCUCAAAAGGUAGACGAGGUACAAGGUCCUAAGUGAUCUCUUUCUUAUUCUGAGCAGGAUAUCAGGUUAAAAAAAAAGUUACUGGCUGGUUUCAUACCUUCUACCUUCACAGAGCAGCCUUUGAAUAGACUAUGUCCUAGUAAAGACAUCAACCUCUGCCUUAAGCUAUGUAUGUACGGAGGCCAGUCACAGCUUUAUUAUUCAGACACACAAGUGGUCUGGACAUAAGGGUACAGGUUUUGCCUACCAAGACACUGCUUGCACUGGGUCUUACGCAAAAAAGAACCAGAACACACAGUGUGGACAACUGCCCACGUUUUCCAUCUAGAUUAGGAGAGGGUCCUGGCUAGGAUUUUAGUGGUAAUUCCUAGUUACAUUCAACAAGUAUAAAGAUUAUAGAGCUUAUUUUAUGAACUAUAAACUACAAUUUAAUGCAAAAUAUCCUUUUAUGAAUUUCAUGUUAAUAUUGUGAAAUAUUAAAAUAAUUCUGCAAUAGUUGAGAAAAAUGAGCAUUUUUUUCCAUUUUUAAAAAGUGCAUAGAAAAGACAAUUUUAAAAUCCUGGGACCAUAUUUAUUUAGAAGUAGCUGUAAGUAAAACAUUAGAAAAGGAGUCAGGCCAUUAGGUUAUUUAUCCAAAUCUCUUAAGCAAUUAGGUUGAAGUUAUUAAGUCAAGCCUAGAAAAGCUGCCUCCUUGGAAGGCUUUCAUUACAAUGUAUAGUAAUCCACAGUGUCCUGCAAUUCUUCACACUCCUCAGGAAUAUCACUACCUCAGGUUACGGCAUACAGGCUACACUCGAUGAUGACUUUCAGUGACCGAAGACACAAUAAAUGACAUUCAGACAUCAGGA